This is a messenger RNA of Rubroshorea leprosula, 1414 nucleotides long. The record is from the annotation of a GenBank genome assembly. Lineage: Eukaryota; Viridiplantae; Streptophyta; Magnoliopsida; Malvales; Dipterocarpaceae.
GUGCAAAUGAAAUUCAAAAUGAUUCGACCGUUAAAUACAGGUCAUCCCUGAUUUUCCUUAUAACCCAAUCCCUGAAGAAGAGAACUGUUUUUCUUCUCCCUCCGACGACCCAGAAAAGGUCCACGAAAUGGUGAGAGAAGAGCCAAAAGAGAGCCCUCAGAAUUCAAAUCAAGCAAGCCCAAUUCAGAAUGACGGAACCGGAGAGAGUUUGCUCAGCCCCAGGUUCAAAUCCAUCGCCGCCAUGGCCGGCUGGGACGAGGAAGCGCUUAUCGUCGCUAGUCUUGUAGUCGAAGACACUCCUGACAGAAUCUGCAAACAAAAGAAACGCUCCAAUUUGGUUUUCGUGUCCCCGCCCUCCACCAAUUCAAGAAGGAAGCGCAGGGCGCAGAGGAGGAGUGCUGUUCCGAUUUCCGUUGCUCCUCUAGAUUUAGACGAUGAGGAGACUUCAAAAGAAGAAAGUGAGAAAAAGAAGAUGGAAGAACAGAAAAUUGUUGUUAGUGGAGAGAAGAAGAAGAAGACAGGAAGAGAUAAAAUGAGUGAAGAAAACCCUGAUGUUUCCUGCUCCAAUCCAGCUCUUCCAUGUAUUGAUAAACUCAGAGAAGAGCUUUCAUGCGCAAUUUGUUUGGAAAUCUGCUAUGAACCCAGUACUACUCCCUGUGGACAUAGUUUCUGUAAGAAAUGUCUGCGAUCUGCCGCUGGUAAAUGUGGAAAGAGAUGCCCAAAAUGCAGGCAACUAAUAAGCAAUGGAAGAUCUUGCACUGUAAACACAGUUCUAUGGAAUACAAUUCAGCUUCUGUUUCCGCAAGAGGUUGAAGCAAGGCAGGCUGAACUUCAGAGUCCAGUAAAAGGAACUCACAGUAAUAGAAGGAUUCGGAGUUCACAAUCUCCAAUGGAGGAGAAUGGCAUAGAUACAAGAUGGAGGAGGAGAGGAGCACGGAGCCAAAAUGAUGGAGAUGCUGCAUUGGCUGCAAGGUCGCUGAGACAAGACAACCUUUCCCAGUUGACAAGCAGCAAUACAAGCUCAAGGAGGAGGAGAGGGAUGCCAAGACAAGAUGUGGCUGCUACACCAUUGGCUUCAAGGCCACAGAGGAAUACAAGCUCAAGGAGGAGGAGAGGGACACCAAGCCAAGAUGCUAAUGCUGCUUUGGCUUUGAGGUUGCAGAGGGAGGAGUUCAUGGAGUCUUUCGUGAGGAACCAUGAACAAUCUAGACCAGCAUCUCUAAGCUUGGCUAGAGCAAAUUUGAGAGCUAUGGCUUCCAGAGCCAUUAAAAUUCGUACAAGAGGUCAGUAACUAAUUGGUGGUUGUAGUUUUGGAACGAAGUGUAAGAAUGGGACAACAAUUGUCACUGAGACAAGAAAGAUUUGAUUGAUGUUUACUGGAAUUAUGAAUUUGUCCAAGCAAAAUUUCUUUGCA